This is a messenger RNA of Dermacentor albipictus, 1430 nucleotides long. Its product is annotated as group XIIA secretory phospholipase A2-like. Gene Ontology annotation, molecular function: A2-type glycerophospholipase activity; calcium ion binding. Gene Ontology annotation, biological process: arachidonate secretion; phospholipid metabolic process; lipid catabolic process. The record is from RefSeq and is a predicted model, not a curated record. Gene Ontology annotation, cellular component: extracellular region. Lineage: Eukaryota; Metazoa; Arthropoda; Arachnida; Ixodida; Ixodidae.
UCUGCACUCCUGCUAAUAACGUUGGCAUAGACGUAGUGGCAGGGAUUUUCAUUAUUAUUAUUUUUAAUUUGAGGUGCCUGCUGGAUAGUGUCUGCUAAAAGUGCACCAAGCGUACGAGUUGUUUUGGAAUGCGUUGAAGGUGUGAGCCACAUGUAUAUUAGUGUUUCUGCGCAUGGAAAAAAUUAUAAAGCAACAUAUAUUCUGUUGAUUCAUUAAUCCGUAUCGUGAUCGCCGCCCGCAUAGCUUUUACGGUGCACCCGCGACGCAGCUGCGUGUGCCGGUGUCUCCUAAAUAUGACACAGUGUUUCAUACUCCUUGCGCAAUCGAAAGAAUAAUGAUAUUUCCAAGUUUUCACGGUUGGUAUCGACUUAUUCCAGUCGCCGUGACGAUAAUUGCUUGGCUCGUGUCUGGGCAGACUAUAUUCGACUACGCUCGUCAUCUGACGCAUCAGGCCGAACGUUAUUUGGACGAUUUGAAGUUCGGGAUAAAGGCAAUUAGGAAUGGACUAAACACUGUCGAAGAUGUUUUGAAAGACUCUAAAGAGCCUGGGUGUGCUUACAAGUGCCCCGACGGAACAUCACCAAAACCCAAGAUUGGUUACAAAGCCGACUCCAAUGGCUGUGGUGCUUAUGGCUUCCAGGUGGAAGCAAAGCAACUUCCGCACAAGGAGAUGAACUCGUGUUGCCACAAGCAUGACCUCUGCUAUGGCACCUGCCUGGCUGACAAGGAUGAGUGUGACUCGAGGUUUCUGAGCUGUCUGGACAUAGUCUGUGAUAAGAAGGCUGGUAGGAAUCACAAGGACAAGAACUCUCAGGGUUGCAAAGCAGCAGCACAUGCAUUCUACACAGGAAGUCAGUACCUUGGCUGUAAGGCAUACAAGGAUGCCCAGAGACAGGCCUGCUACUGCCCCAAGAAGCAUGAGCUGUGAUGCAUGUGCAUGCCUUCUGUCUCUUGUCCUGCAAAAGCAUGGCAGUUCUAGUUAUACCUUGGCGAUAAGUACUAUUUCUCUUCCUUUCUCAGCGUAUAUAUUUCUUUCCCCUUUUAAUCUUGUAGCUCUUGCACAGGGAUAAGUAUGUGUUCGAAUGCAUGGCUGUGUAUAAGUUGCUUGGAAGAGCACAAUAUUUUCUUUCUGUAUGCACUACAGUGAGGAUAAGUUUAAGUGGCUUUUACAUACAGCUUGGAAGCCACAUGCAUUUAUGUAUCCUUAGUAUUACAGUCCAUGGCAGCUCUUGGUAGUGUUUUUGUAGUUGGUCUUCUCAUAUAGUAGCCGUCUCCUGUAAAAUAAAUGUGCUGCUGUAAGCAUUGAGCAGUGUCGCUGCAUGGUAAUCCACCAGAACUGUAUUGUCUGUUAUUUAAACUAUGGUGCUCUAUUACAAGCACCAAGAAUAUAUGUUCUGGGCACAAGAAAUAAAAGACUGUUGGUAGAUGUU